UUUGAUAGUGUUUCUAUGGUGAGAUUUUCUGUUUAUUGGGAAAGUUUUGUUUUAAAAGCGAAGCUGAAUUCAUAUACUUAUGCAUUUGAUCUGGUGAAUUACUUAGCUGACGUUACUUGUGCUUUUCUCUUUCAGGAAAUCCAUGACUUAUUUAAAGAUUAUGAAAUAAAGUAUUGUUAUGUGGACAGAAAUAAAAGAACAGCAUUUGUUACUCUGUUAAAUGGAGAGCAGGCUCAAAAUGCAAUUCAGAAGUUUCACCAGUACUCUCUUCGAGGAAAAGAAAUAUCCGUGCAACUCCAGCCAACAGAUGCUUUGCUGUGCAUUACCAAUUUGCCUAUUUCAUUUACAUUGGAAGAGUUUGAAGAACUCGUGCGUGCUUAUGGCAACGUGGAGAGGUGUUUUUUGGUCUAUAAUGAAGUUACUGGUCAUUCCAAGGGCUAUGGCUUUGUGGAAUAUAUGAAGAAGGACUCUGCUGCGAAGGCGAGACUGGAACUUCUGGGGAAGCAGUUAGACGAGAGCACUCUCUUUGCACAGUGGAUGGAUGUGAACCAGCUGACUACAAAUCUAAUUCACUCCAAGUGCCUUUGUGUAGAUAAAUUGCAAAAGGACUUCUCUGAUUCGAAAGAACUGUUGCAGGCUUUCUCGCUACAGUAUAAACCUGUAUUCUGCCAGUUUGCUCAGGACGAAGAUAGUUGCAUUGGUGACUUUGCAGUGAUCGAGUACGAAACUGCAGAGCAGGCUGAGAAAGUGCAGGAGGCGAUGGACGGCACGGUGAUCAAAGGGAGGAGAGUGCAGGUGUCAUACUGUGCUCCAGGAGCGCCGGGCAGAAGCACGCUAGCAGCGCUUAUCGCAGCGCAGAGGAUGAUGAGGAACAAUAGGAAAGGAUUGCUUCCAGAGCCAAACCCGGUGCAGAUUAUGAAGAGUUUUAACAAUCCAGCAAUGCUGCAAAUCCUCCUGCAGCCCCAGCUGCGUGGACACGCUGUCAAACCUGGAGUUCUGGGAGCAGCAGCAGGUUUGCCUCACCUUAUGAACACAGCAGUCAGCCCCCCUUUCCUGCAGCUGAAUAAAGUCCACCAGAAUUCAAUUCUGGGCAACACAAGUAACUUGCUGCUGCAGAGCCCUGCUCACCUCCCAUUGCCACAGCAGCAGCUGAUGAAGAUGGAGAACAUCCAGGCCAAUAGUAAACCAGGCUUGCUGGGGGAGCCUCCAACAAUGCUGCUGCAGACGGUGCUGGGAAUAGGGGUAAUGCCAUCAGUGGGCUCAGGCAUGGGAACCCGUGGAGAAGCUCUCAAGUCAGCAGCAGCAGCAGGGAUGGGCUUGUUGCCAUUCUUUCCAAAUCAGCACAUUGUUGGACAAGCCAUACCAGGGCAAAAUAAUGCUCCGGAUAAAGCACUGACUGCUGAAGGAGUCGUCUCGGGAUCGCAGCCUUAUCAUCAGGGUGUAACCAACAUUGCUGCAGGAGCCUUGCGGGCCGGCCACACCAAGCAACAGAAUCAACUGAACCAACUGAAAAGCACUGACACGAGUUUGGGGCCUCCUUCGAAAAAACAGACUUCUCUGCUAGGAGAACCGCCAAAAGAAAUCCGCCUUAGUACCAACCCUUACUUGAAUUUGGCAAGCGUGUUGCCUGGUAUCUGUCUUCCAGCAAUUGCCAGCAAAGCCUCGAGUCCACCACAGCAGAGCGGACUGUCCAACAACAUCGUGGAUGCUGCUGUGUCUCAGGGAACCGCAUCACAACAUGCAAUGGAAAAUUACUUUAAUUACUCUCAACAGCACGGGGAGUACACGCAGGAGGCUGCUCAGCAGUGGUAUGAGCAUUAUGCUCAGGCAUGUAACUCUACCCAGGCAAGAGCCGAUGAAUUUGGAAAUGAAGCCUCUGAGGUGGCUCCGGCGAGAAGCGAGAAGCGAGGCUCCUCGUACCUCAUUGCCUCCCCAGAAGCUGGCCCAGUGGAGUACCUUGGCCAGCACGCUCAGGGCUCCGCAGUGCGUUACGCCGAAUCCUCGCUGAAAAAAAAGCGCGUUUACUGAGACCCGACGAGUCAGCCCUGCCUUGAUAGGCGAAGGCAAGCCUUGCGUACCUCUGCUAUUUAUUGCUGCCUUAACUUCAGACAAAUAACUUCUCUUUCUCCGUGGGUUAUGAAUAUCCCAAGAGGAGCAACCCUGUGUAACAGGCAGGUUUGCCAAGUAAGUUGUAGGCGCCGAUACGCCGUUAGCCAUUUCUCAGUAGUCUGACUUGCCUUCUGGAAGGGUGGAUGGGUGUCCUUCAUCUGCCACCAAAGCGAACAGUGGGCUGAAGCCGACCCAGAGAGGUAACCAACUCACUCAGUAGUUCCUGGCAGCGUACAGCUGAAAGCAAUAAAAACACUGAGGGGGGGAACACGGAUUCUUUCUCUAGUCCUCAGGCUGAGGAAGUUAAAGACAAAGUCUUAAUAGUAACUCUCUUUCUUAUUUUUUUAACUCAAGAAUGUGGGUUGUUGUUUUUUUUUUUCAAUCUUGCUUAUCCCAGGAUUAAGAUUUCUGCAUUUACAACCCUUAUAUUUUUAAGAUUUCCUCUUAAUCCUGGAGUGGAGAUAUACCAAAUGUAUUCCUAGAGUCGCUGUGAUGUUUUCAAUAAAUGUUUGUUAAAAGCGAUCCUACGCAGCGUGCUGCCUUGCAGUAUGAGAUUUUAUUUGGACAGCUGCCAUUUGGCCAAUUAAGUAACCUUUAUCUGCGUUGGGCAAAGAAUCCACAGCUUUUCCUUGGAAUAGUUCAGUUUGUGAAUGGAGCUGUGUCACACAGCAAAGCACCAGCUCAAAAGAGCAAAAAGCAGCGGGCUCCUGAAAGCUCUGGAAGUGCACUUGGUGGUGUUCUGCAGCCGUCCUCCUUCCAGCAGGAAUGGGGUAGGUGAUGGGUGGAGAUGACAGAGAGGGGGAAUAUACACCACCUCUUAGGCUGUGCCUGAAUGCGGAUGAGCCACACGUAGAGCAGAAGUGCCCCUACAGCUCUCCUCGGCUGCCUUCUUCAGUUCUGCCUGCCUGCUCUCCUCUCUAUUUAUUUAUUUUUUCCAGCCAUCUUUAGACAUUUGCUGCAAUCCAAGCCCUGCUCGAGUGGAGCAUCCUGGCUCUAGUUCUCUUUGCUUCUUCCAGCUCGCCUGUCGUGUGAAGUUCUUAUCCAAAGAGAAGCCAUUCAUGUUCAGGUGGUAGGUGCUCAGCCCUGCACUGCUUUGCAGCCAGGUGGAUCUCAUUGUCUUUUUGUAUUUAAAAAGGACUCGGUAUUUUUGGCUCAUGAAUGAAGCACCUUCAGCUAGCCUUUCUUUUCUGCUGUUAUACUCCUCUUGCUGAAGAGUUAGCAAGCAUUAUUUGAAAUCCAUGUUUGUGAUGGCUAGACGUGGUGGGCAGGGGACCCUUGGAAUCCCAUUGCAGAUGGAUUUGGACCCGAUUCACUCAGUUCUGCCAUUAAGACUGUAAAAGCAGGCCUGAAUCUCUACUUUGGUAGACAGUACUGAAGACAUAUUUUUUAAUACUGAUUUGUGUUUAUUUUUUAUGAACAAUUUAAACUGUAUUUCAAGCUUUAGUGUGUGACCAGAAGAGAGAUUUUUUUUUCCUGGUUUUCUUUUUUUUAAACAUCAAAAUCUCUCCUCCCUCACUGGUGUUGUGUGGAUAGACAGCACGCACUGCAUACAGGUAGCAAAUGCCUAAGGCAGCCAAAUAGCAGCACGGUUAAUGGGAGACACGACGUUUUGGGGGGUGGGAUUCUUUAUGUAUUGAUAAGUUCACUUGUAAUAUUUUGUUCAAACUGUUUGUAUACGAACUUUCUUAAUUUGUUACCCUUUUCAGUGAAAAUAAAGUGUUUGGUACACGUUUA
Molecule: messenger RNA, 3843 nt
Organism: Meleagris gallopavo (turkey)
Lineage: Eukaryota; Metazoa; Chordata; Aves; Galliformes; Phasianidae
Source: RefSeq, a predicted model, not a curated record